Molecule: messenger RNA, 959 nt
Organism: Dicrocoelium dendriticum
Lineage: Eukaryota; Metazoa; Platyhelminthes; Trematoda; Plagiorchiida; Dicrocoeliidae
Source: the annotation of a GenBank genome assembly
AUGCAGAUAUUCGUGAAAACGCUUACCGGGAAAACGAUAACACUUGAUGUGGAGAGCAGUGACACGGUCGAGAAUGUGAAGGCGAAGAUUCAGGACAAGGAGGGCAUUCCGCCUGAUCAGCAACGGUUGAUAUUUGCAGGGAAACAGUUGGAAGACGGUCGUACCUUGUCUGAUUACAAUAUUCAGAAAGAGUCUACUCUUCAUUUGGUGUUGCGCUUACGUGGCGGUAUGCAGAUAUUCGUGAAGACGCUUACCGGGAAAACGAUAACACUUGAUGUGGAGAGCAGUGACACGAUCGAGAAUGUGAAGGCGAAGAUUCAGGACAAGGAGGGCAUUCCGCCUGAUCAGCAACGGUUGAUAUUUGCAGGGAAACAGUUGGAAGACGGUCGUACCUUGUCUGAUUACAAUAUUCAGAAGGAGUCUACUCUUCAUUUGGUGUUGCGCUUACGUGGCGGUAUGCAGAUAUUCGUGAAGACGCUUACCGGGAAGACGAUAACACUUGAUGUGGAGAGCAGUGACACGAUCGAGAAUGUGAAGGCGAAGAUUCAGGACAAGGAGGGCAUUCCGCCUGAUCAGCAACGGUUGAUAUUUGCAGGGAAACAGUUGGAAGACGGUCGUACCUUGUCUGAUUACAAUAUUCAGAAGGAGUCUACUCUUCAUUUGGUGUUGCGCUUACGUGGCGGUAUGCAGAUAUUCGUGAAGACGCUUACCGGGAAAACGAUAACACUCGACGUGGAGAGCAGUGACACGAUUGAGAAUGUGAAGGCGAAGAUCCAGGACAAGGAGGGCAUUCCGCCUGAUCAGCAACGGUUGAUAUUUGCAGGGAAGCAGUUGGAAGACGGUCGUACCUUGUCUGAUUACAAUAUUCAGAAGGAGUCUACUCUUCAUUUGGUGUUGCGCUUACGUGGCGGUAUGCAGAUAUUCGUGAAGACGCUUACCGGGAAAACGAUAACACUUGA